UGGUGGGCGUGCGCUGCAAAAUGAUCGAUGACAACGCGCAUGACCUGGACUUUUAACAUAAUUUAAAAUAUAAACAUUGCAGCCUGUAAAACUGCGCCGCUGCAUCGAUUAUUUUAACGACUUUCAUUAAUCUGAACGUCAACCCAGGGACGACUCUUUUGGCAGGGUGAAAGUGAGACGAAUGCGCAUGACCUGCGGGUUGCGAGGGGAAGAAGCGGGCGGCUGGGCAGACAAGGGUGCGGCCAGACUUAUUAGUGACUCAGCUGGAGACGCACCCAAACAAGCAGGCAGCCAGGCCAUUAGGCGACCCGGCCGAGUGAGCACCCACCCGCACACUCGAGAUGCACACCUCGCCCUGAGCCCGGCCGCCUCUGCCUGCACUCGUUGACCAGCUGCCCAGCAGGACAGUAGGUGGAAUGCGCCUGCGGGUGCUAGACGGCCGGUGGCUGUCCCUGCUGGUGCUGCUGGCCGGACAGGUGGUCUUCACCGUGUACUACGUGGUAGUGGUGGCACCCCUGAAGCCGCCCCUUGCCCCCCGGCCCCUCGCCCCCGGCGUCAAUUUCGUGGAGACACCACCCACGAACGUGUCCGCUGGCCACCGACCGCUCUCCCCACCGAUCCCGCUCAGCCUCUUUCAGCUUGACCGCAGAAAGUUCUUCCUCGGGCUCAAUUCAAGCGACUGCUUCCUGCCGGGCACUGAACUCAACUUCUCCAAGCGCAUUGGCAGGUGCCAGUGCCAGCAGGGGUGGCAUGGCCAAGACUGCGGCCUUCCAGAGGUCAUUCUCAGAGCUUUCAUGACAGCCAAGUACACUGAGCCACCUAAACUGCGCCGCCAACCACGCCGGGUGAUCUGCAUAGUUAAGUGGAGUUCAGACACCCUGACAGAAAUCCUCCUGUCCGAACUGGAGGUUGUGGUCGACCUGUUUAUCUUAGACAGAAAGCCCGACGCCAAAAUCAACAAGGAGAAGGUGCUUGUUCUAAAAAGUACAGAUUGGGCUUUCAUAAAAACACAACUAGCAGACCUCAGGUACGAUGACCUCGUCCUGAGCGUCGCUGACAGUGAGAUUCCAAAUCCUAAAGCGUUGCUGUUCCUCAAAUUUUACAAUGGUUGGCCUUACGAGCCAAUCACAUUCCGCAUGAGGUGGUCCGUGUUUGGCUUUUUCUGGCUUCACCCCCAGUUGACCGUGUUGGCGGGUAGGGUCUGCUCUGUUGGAACGUUAGCCAGGAACUUCAAGGACAACCUAAAGUUGAUGAGGGCCAGUAAUGAAGUGCUUGUUGUGGGUGAUCUGAACCAUUUUGGAGGAUGGAAGUGCCAGUUGUGCAUGGACAGCGCCGAGGACAUUUUGCGAGAAGCUCAAGCUAGCAAGGACAAGUCGUGGAACCUAGAUGGGCGGCGCUUGGACGCGGAAUACGUGUCUGACUUGGUCGGCCAGGGCUUGUGGAUGGACGGCAAGAUGCAACUGCUCCGGGCGAGCCCAUCGAGGGAACAGGACUACUUUGCUCCAGCCACUGUGCGAAAUGGUAACUUCGGCCAUCUCUUGCACAAUUUUUAUGAGAUGAACACCUACUGAUUUUUGUGUAAUCUAGGUAACUUUUUUCUUAAUUCAAACUGUCAAUUUAUAUUUUCCUUAAUUGUUGUUUAUUCUCACAUUUUGAGACUUUCAUCAAAAUGAAUUUUACUUAAUUCGUCAAGUAAGUAUACUUGACUCGCUUAAUGUAACCUUUUUAAGAAAGAGUACAGAAAGGAAAUUUCAUCUGGUCUGUGAUACAAUGAGUAUAUAUCUGUAGCUUAAUAAUUAACUGAACGCAGAUUUGAAAAUCGAAACAAUCAGAGGACAGGCCCAAAAAUAGGGCAAAGCCUGCCAAGUGCUUGCCAGGGUUGUAAUAGAUUCACACUCGAUGCGACCAACGAAACUUUGUGAUGGACUGAGUCUGGUUUUCUGUAGAGAGUGAGAAAUGUUUGUUCCAGAAUUGAAACCUAGAAAAUAAACUGGGCAGCGCACAAAAUCAAGGACUGACUGUCAGAGCUGAAUAUUUGUAGAGUAAUAAAAACAACACACGUGACAAAAUGAUAAUGCAAGCGAAAUAGUUAAAUCAAGUGUGAGUUGUAAUUAAACCCACUGGAGUAAUUGAAAGAA
This is a messenger RNA of Cloeon dipterum, 2138 nucleotides long. It is a transcript of the gene Mgat3, whose product is annotated as beta-1,4-mannosyl-glycoprotein 4-beta-N-acetylglucosaminyltransferase. The transcript is spliced from 6 exons. Gene Ontology annotation, molecular function: beta-1,4-mannosylglycoprotein 4-beta-N-acetylglucosaminyltransferase activity. Bases 417 to 1571 code for a protein of 384 amino acids. The record is from RefSeq and is a predicted model, not a curated record. Gene Ontology annotation, biological process: protein N-linked glycosylation; N-acetylglucosamine metabolic process. Gene Ontology annotation, cellular component: membrane. NCBI's taxonomy places the organism in Eukaryota, Metazoa, Arthropoda, Insecta, Ephemeroptera, Baetidae.